Hydatigera taeniaeformis is the source of this 708-nucleotide messenger RNA. The record is from the annotation of a GenBank genome assembly. Lineage: Eukaryota; Metazoa; Platyhelminthes; Cestoda; Cyclophyllidea; Taeniidae.
AUGCGAGGAACGGGGCCCUAUCGUCUUGACCCCCAAUCCUUGCAGAUGUUUGUCCUUGAUGAGGCAGACAUAAUGAUGGAAGAGUCGGGCUUCUUGAACACCUCAAGAAGGAUUGUUCAGAAACUUCCGAAAACCUGUCAACUCCUCCUUUUUUCGGCUACCUAUGAUGAGGAGGUGAUUGAUUUCGCUAGAACUAUCAUCCCUGAUCCAGUAGAGUUUCGAGUGCGGCGUAACCAACUUACUUUGACCAAUAUCAAACAAGUCUAUCUCUUCGCUCCCACUACCGAAGAGAAGUACGAUCGCCUCACCGAGAUUUAUGGUUCUUUCCACGUGGGUCAGGCCAUCAUCUUCUGUGCGACCCGACGGGAAGCUAGUUGGCUGCAGCGCCAGAUGACCCGUGAUGGCCACAAAGUGGUUCUCCUCUCUGGCGAAUUGGAUGUGCGGCAACGCGAAGCUGUGAUUGAAGACUUUCGCAAAGCCAAUUUUCGUGUUCUCAUUACCACAAAUCUCUGCUCUCGAGGUCUUGAUGUUCCUCAGGGCCGGGUAGACUGCGAAACCUACCUUCACCGUAUCGGUCGUUCCGGUCGAUUCGGCAAGGGCGGUCUGGCCAUAAACUUCGCUGGUCCAGAUGACGAGAAUUUGCUUCAACAAAUUGAAAACCACUUUGGUAAGAAUUAUAAAUUCUUUCUCCACCCCCCUCCCCCCUAG